GUUUGCUGCGGCGCAGUUGACGGCACCGGUCGGAAAGAAGGCGAUCAGCUAGGACCUACUUCCAUUUUUCCAGACACUUGGCAUUUGAGCAGAGGGGUCCAAGCCGGGAAGAAAGUAGGAUGGGGGCUGGAGCGAGCGCCGAGGACAAACACUCCAAAGAGCUGGAGAAGAGGCUGAAAGUGGAUGCCGACUUAGAUGCGAGAACCGUCAAGCUGCUGCUGCUAGGUGCUGGAGAAUCAGGCAAAAGCACUAUCGUCAAACAAAUGAAAAUUAUCCACCAAGAUGGUUACUCACUUGAAGAAUGCAUGGAGUUCAUUGUCAUCAUCUACAGCAACACCCUGCAGUCCAUGAUGGCCAUUGUGAAGGCCAUGACCACAUUCAACAUGUCCUAUGGCCACAACGAUCAGCAGGACGAUGCCAGGAAACUCAUGCAUCUUGCAGACACCAUUGAGGAAGGCAGCAUGCCUAAAGAGUUGGGGGACAUCAUUAUGCGCCUGUGGAAGGACUCUGGCAUCCAGUUGUGUUUUGAUAGGGCCUCAGAGUACCAACUCAACGACUCCGCCGCUUACUACCUGAAUGAUUUGGAGCGACUGGUCCAACCAGGCUAUGUGCCGACUGAGCAGGACGUGCUGCGGUCAAGAGUGAAGACCACUGGUAUCAUCGAGACCACGUUUUCGUUGAAAGAUCUCAAUUUCAGAAUGUUUGAUGUGGGUGGCCAGAGGUCAGAGAGGAAGAAAUGGAUCCAUUGUUUUGAAGGUGUGACCUGUAUCAUCUUCAUCGGUGCUUUGAGUGCCUACGACAUGGUGCUGGUGGAGGACGAUGAAGUGAAUCGAAUGCACGAGAGUCUGCACUUGUUCAACAGUAUCUGCAACCACCGCUACUUCAUCGCCACCUCCAUUGUACUCUUCCUCAACAAGAAAGAUGUGUUUCUUGAGAAGAUCAAGAAGGCUCAUCUCAGCAUGUGCUUCCCUGAAUACGACGGCCCCAAUACUUAUGAGGAUGCCAGUCUUUACAUCAAAAUGCAGUUCUUGGACCUGAACCUGCGUAAAGACAUCAAAGAAAUCUACUCUCACAUGACCUGUGCCACAGACACAGAGAACGUCAAGUUUGUGUUUGACGCCGUAACCGACAUCAUCAUCAAAGAAAACCUGAAAGAUUGUGGUCUCUUCUAAGAGCCACGCCGAGAAGCCCAACGAAGGGUGAAGUUUAAGCCCUGUCACAUUCCACGAACCCCCUCUCAAUUCAAACCGAGGACCUCCAACCACCAUCCUCAAACCAGCGAACACAAAAAAUAAAAAACUAUUUAUUGUGUUCAAAACUAAGUCGUAGCUUUGACCAAAGACUUUGGCUCAACUGAGACCGGACGGCAGCUCUUCAGUCUAGAAAAUCCUGUGCAGAUUUCAGAUGAGUUGAAUUUUAUUCGAGCUAACUUUUCCCUCGACUCUUUUGAACUCAUCUUUUGGAGGGCUAUGCAAUCUGUAGUUAAGACAUCAAAAGCUUCCGUCAACAUAAAGUGAUUUUGUCUCACGUACUGAUGUAAAUAGAUGUCAGGCGAAUGCAUCGUUGCGUAAGUAACUGGUCGGUAUACAGCCAAAAAGAAAACGAGAGCCUCAACACCUGCAGACGCACUUGAACCUGUUGGAGAUGUUAAAGAACGUGUCACUAGAAACGGCUUUUAUGUAAAGAAACUCUGCAGCACAAUUUGAGACACAAUUCAAACAGUUAAGAAACGGAACUUGUAAGAUUUAGAAAAUGUAACUUUAUUUUGCAGUAGUUGAAAAGGGCCAGUGUAAAUAAUGUAACUGUUUUCUAUUGGACAGUUCAGGGAGUAUGGGGAUACCACGUGGAUCUGGAGAGAGAGAUGAACUUUACCUUCAAAUGCUCGUCUAAAUGUUAUUUGAAUCUGCAUUGGAGCCAACUCUCCUGUACAGAAACGCACAUUUGUAAACCUCGACUAAACCUAGUAAAGCUUCUGUAGAAAACUGUAGAGUACUUUCCCAUUUUUCACCAAUAAAAAACAACACAGCAAUA
This is a messenger RNA of Pseudoliparis swirei, 2031 nucleotides long. RefSeq names its product guanine nucleotide binding protein (G protein), alpha transducing activity polypeptide 1 (gene gnat1). The record is from RefSeq and is a predicted model, not a curated record. Gene Ontology annotation, molecular function: GTPase activity; GTP binding; G-protein beta/gamma-subunit complex binding. Gene Ontology annotation, biological process: adenylate cyclase-modulating G protein-coupled receptor signaling pathway. The coding region runs from base 120 to 1172 and encodes 350 amino acids. The transcript is spliced from 9 exons. NCBI's taxonomy places the organism in Eukaryota, Metazoa, Chordata, Actinopteri, Perciformes, Liparidae. Gene Ontology annotation, cellular component: heterotrimeric G-protein complex.